This is a messenger RNA of Rhea pennata, 5635 nucleotides long. It is a transcript of the gene ZDBF2, whose product is annotated as zinc finger DBF-type containing 2. The transcript has 6 exons. The record is from RefSeq and is a predicted model, not a curated record. The coding region runs from base 481 to 3654 and encodes 1057 amino acids. Lineage: Eukaryota; Metazoa; Chordata; Aves; Rheiformes; Rheidae. Gene Ontology annotation, molecular function: zinc ion binding; nucleic acid binding. Gene Ontology annotation, biological process: genomic imprinting; epigenetic programming of gene expression.
UGUGUGUAAAACACACACAUUUCAAUUUGUUUAAUACUGAAGAAUGUCUUCUGUCAUUGUAGAAAUGUAAUUAAUUUUAUGAGUACUAGUGUCCAAAACCACAGCAGUAUUUAAUAAAUAGGAACUAUGAGGAAGGAAGGAGAAACAAGGUUAUUUCAGGAGGAACAGUUAACACUUAGGAAGGAAACACUGUCAAAACUUUUAACUUCUGUAAUGGAAAAGAAAAAUGCACAAUGGACUUCAGAAAUACAUUUAUUCAUUUUAUUGACUGAUUUGUUUGCAAAAUAGUUCACAAAAAUGACAUAGUUCAAAAUAUGGAAUAUAUGCAUUAUUAAUUAUAUUUUAACUCUUUAACUUCACUGUUGCCAGAUGGGAUGAGAAGAGAUAAGUGUCCUGUGCUGCAAAUGGCCUCCUGUUCAACAUCUACUGUUUGCUAGCCUGGAAUCACCUUUGGUGGAAGAAAAAGAUUGGUACACCAAGAUGUUUGACAGAGUCAAGCCAUCUGAUGAAGUUUCUGCUACUUCCACACAAGGAAUGGAAAGACAUGGUAUUGAAGGCUCUCUACGACAGGAUAGUAAUAGCAGUUUACACGCAAGAGGGCAGGAAUAUCCUGGGCCUGGUGUAUCCACUGUGCAAAAUAGACAAGGAUACUGCAACUGCUGCCAUGUACACUACAGUAAUCUUGAACAGCAUAUUUUCAGCUCCCAGCACAGGCAUUUUACCACUUACUGUAGGAGUCGUAUCGGUACCAGUAGCUUGAUGGAGCGUUUCCUGCAAGAUGUUUUGCAGCAUCAUCCCCACAGAUACCAUGACAACAGACCAACCUAUGAUGACAUACCACUCCCGCUCACUCCAGAGGCUGCUGGGAAUACUUGCCUAUCUCCAGAAGAUACAGAGAAAAAUAAUAGAAGCAGACAGGAAGCUUCCAGCGAGGACCGGGAGUCCAUCUGUGAAAGGAGAUCUUCUGCUCGAUGCCUGUCUCACAAAGGCACAAAGGAAACUUCUGUAAUACAAGCACUUAUUCAGAAACUAGAAAAAGAACAGGAACAUACUACAGGAAUAUCUCAGCAGUCUAUGGGCAUUUGUAGCAGUGAAAAAGGGCAUACCCUGAGAGAUACUCCAAUUGCAAAUCAGAGCCAUGAAGGCCAGUUUACAGCUGUGAGCCCAGUACCUCAACAUUUUUCUGUCAGUCCUUUAAUUCAUAGUUCUUCUGUUAAUCCUAAAGUAGUAAAAAAUGUAGAGAACUUGGUGGCAUCAAAUAUGAUUCCACAUAGUGGAUGUGAUAAAAAAAGAAUGAAGGUGUGCAGUAAGGAUGUGUUAUUGAACCCAUCCUUGAAUCCUGCUCUGGCGCUGGUUCACCCAAAAAGCCCUUUGGUUUCACAGCAAAAACCUCUAUGUCAGAAUCUUAUGUGCAGUCCCAGCAAUUCUUUAUGUAUUACCUCAGGUCAAGCUCUAUUAAAACACGAUGGUUUACAAACUCAGGGUGAAACUUUGGUGUCUGACUUCCAUCUCAGGGAUACUGUGGGUAUCAACAGCUGCCCAGAUCUUGGGAUGUCCCCACAGCUAGCAAGAUGCAAAAAAAUGAAGACAAACAGAGAAGAUGAAAGUUCAGUGGAUGAAACUAUUGAAGAUGUUAUUCUGAAGUAUUGCCAUGGAACAACUUUUAAAGAACUACCUUUCAAAGAAGAGAAUCCCUGUUUAACUUUUUCUUUGCUUCUGGACCAUACUCAUUUAGAGGGCUCUGAAGUGAGUUUUAACUGUGAUGCACCUGUUCAGUCAGGAGCAGACUUACCUAAGGCAGCUAUAAAAAGUAUAGAAUUCCUGAAAGAGGUCCAAAUAAAUUUGCAAGAUAAAGACUAUGGAGCACAGCUCUCUUCUGUUUUAAAAAGUGAGUCAAUGGAGCAAAUAGAAGCAGCGAAACAGGAUGUAAUAGUUCAUACGGAAGAACCAGUUCUUCCAGCUCUGCCUCAUGUGCCUCCUUCUUUCGUGGGAAAGACUUGGUCUCAAAUAAUGUAUGAAGAUGAUAUAAAAAUUGAAGAACUUGUGCGUGAUUUCAGGGAAGGUCGUUUUCGCUGCUAUUUUGACAGUGAAUCCUCAGCCAAAUGUGCAGGGAAGGGAAUGAAGAAAAAGCGGAAAGAUGAAAAAAAGAAGGAUACUGUUGAGGGUAAUAGAACAGAAAGUGCGCCGGUUAAAGCACUGCCGGAAUUCAAUGAUGCUUUAAGUGGUGGCUCUGAUUUUGGUAACCCAUCUUUAGCCUCAGAUACACUAUGCAAUCCACAAAUUCUUAAAAUGCCUAGGAAAAGGACAUGGCGCCUGGCUUCAAGAUGCCAGGUGGUUAAAGUCAGCCGUGGCACCCAAACAAGUCUAGUGAACUACCCUGUAGCAAAAAGAAAAAUGACUGGAAGAGAACUUGAUCCAGCUGAUCAAAAAGUAAACAUUGUGUGGCCAGAGAAUGAAAACACUCCGAACAUGAAAACUAGGCUAUGUGCCCUUAAACUUCCUGAGUCUUAUAGCAAGAUUAUGAGCCCUGUACAGCCCAAAACGGUGGUCUAUGUGCUUUCAUGUCCAGAGAUUAAACAAUGUAAAGGUAAACCUACAGAUGUUCCCAAAAUGAGGAGAAAUCGCUGCUCCACAGAUAGCAAGGACUCUAUAAGGUAUAAAUAUAAACAGUGUUCUUUCAAGUAUUAUGACCCACUGACAAAUCGAAUUCUGAAAACGCCUCCUAAGAGUACAGGUGGAGAAAAGACCAAAAAGCCCUCCCAUGUUCGACAGCUUUUCAGGAGUCUCAGCUUUGAUGCAAACACAAAGAAGAGAGAGGGUAUGCCGUCAAAGUCCUUUAAUUGGUCAGACUUCAAUAGUUCACCUUCAGUGUCUUUCCUGCCAGGCCCAAGUAAAGGGAAUGGUACAGCCUCAAGUCAAAAGACAGAUGGAUCUUCUGUUUCCACAGAAAGAUCAGAUUAUCUGGUAUCUGAUCACUCUGAGAACUCUUUCAAACACCUGGCCAUUUCACCUUUGAACUCUCAUCAGUCUCAGGUGGAAGCAGAUGGUAGACUAACUCCAUUUAAGUGUAGAGCUGCCAAAUCCUCUUUGACCUCCAUCAGGAGUGAGCAAUUGGGAAGAGAGAAUCCAAAGGCAAGAUGGAGGAUAAAAGAAGGCCCUAAUAAAGAACCAAAUUUUUCCAAAAAGGCUGCAGGACCUAUGUCUGUCAGAUGUACUGUGAGGAGGAGAGGAAACCGAGUAACCUCAGGCAAACAAACUUCUGUAACUAAAAAACAGCAAAAAGAGGGGAUAAGAAGGAAACUCCCUCCUUGUGCCCAGAAGUCUUCUGCGUUCUCCCUUUGUAGGCACCAGACAAAGAAGACUACAGUGGGAAAGCACCGUAAGAAAGAAAAGCCUGAUGCUAAAAAGUUGAAGGUAAGGAAGAAACCGAAGAGGACCUUUCUGAACUCAACAGUCAUCACAGGGAUUCCAGAAAAGCAGCAGAAAGUCGCACUGGGAUCCUUUCCGAAGAAGCCAGAGCAAACUUCUUCCAAAAUAAGGAGGUGGGAGGUAAGUGGAGAUAGGGGUCACCCUAGCACUGUGAAUCGACCUUCUAGAAGAACCUCUGCUGUACCAUUACUUCGAAACUGUCUUGUCCUACCAGGUGAGAGCUAGCCACCAAAACAGUGACUCUUUUAUAUAGCCAGCACCUGGAAACAGAUUGAGAAAGAGGAAAGUGGGGGGGAAAAGUGGUCAUAGAAAAGCAGCUGAAGUGCUAGAGCUGCAGAAAGUGCAAGCCAGUCUAAUGUGAAACAAGUAUAACUGUAAACUAAGCGCUUGUCCUUGUAAUAUGGGCACAUUAUGUAUUGCACUGUUCUACUGUGUAAAGCUGCAGAAGUUGUGUAUUUGCAUUAAAAGCACUUAGAACGCUAUUUACAAGACUUCACCUAUACAUCUGAAAAAUUACAGGCUUAAAUGGUAUCAUAUUGUUUUUUUUAUGAUAUUACCAGUGCAUAAUAUUGCACUAUAAUAGGGUAAAUUAAGAGCUGUAUUAAUUAGUUGUGCCUAUUCUCAUUUUUUCAUCUACUUCUAAAUAACUCAGUUUUACUGGAAAUUAAAUGAAGAUAUACCAGUCUGGGGUGAAUUAUAUGUAUAUAUUUUGUGUUUGUGUAUAUGCACACCUAAUUCAACACAUAACAUACUUCUUAUGGAGUGGCACUGAAAUUAAUGCAGUAUGAUACAAUUCAGAUCAAUUCAGCGCUUUCAAAAAUACGUAAUUGUACAUGUAUUUAUAUAGACUUCUUUUUCUUUUUCUGAAACCUUGUCCAAAUCAGCUAUUUUGGACAAAAAAAGUCACUGUGGGCUUUCAUCAAGCAAUAAUGGACCAUGCUGGUAAAGAAAUAUGUCUAUCCAGGACAGUGUUCAAAUGGUGGUGGCUAUAAUGAAAUCUCAAAUUCAAAAAGAAAUAUAGGCUUAUUUUUUUUAUACGUUAUUGAUUCAGUUUACCUACAAAUCCCACAUCUCUUAGUGGGGGGGGAAGGGGGAGGAAGGAAGAGGUAUGAUAUGAACAAAUAGCAGUGAUUUGUUCUAGAAUUUCAACCUUAAGUUUGAGUUCCUGAGCUUUUUUGGAUUUUAAUUGGGUGCAUUGUCUAAAUUUUUGUGUACUGUUGUUGAAAAUUUCUUUCUUUUUUUAAAAGGUUGGUAAAAUACUUAAAAUGAAACACAAAGCAAAAUCCACCUAAACUUAUUAAAGCUUCCAUAUUUAAAUAUCUGUUUAAGACAUUUAGAUGAAAUAAUAAUAAAAAAAUCCAUACAAAUUCAUGUUUGGCCAUUGAUGGUCGAACUACUAUGAUGAUACCUAUGGUACAAAAGACCAUAGUUUUUAUUUGAGAGAUGUAACAGUGACAGCCUAUUCUAUUAAGGUGUGCUUAAGAGAUAUAAGCACUAGUCUUGCAGAUGCUUCUGUGCUUUAAACUCAAUAUAAGAUUAACUAUUCAUUUGUAUUGAGUUAAGCAUAUAGUUAAAUAUCAGAAUCGGGGCUUUCAUUUGUAAAUCUACAAUUGGGAGUAUUACAUACAUCUAUCCUGUUUUAAAGGUCUUUUUGGAUUAUAUACAUACGUGAUAAAUCUUUCAGAAUGUAAGAAUAAUGUAUAAAAGACAAGACCCAAGACUGUUCCAUUGCAAAAAAAAAAAAAAAAUCCAGUGAACUUCCCCAUGAACUUUGAUUCAUUUUCUGAAGUGUCCAAGAUCACUAGUUUGAACUGAGAUAAUAGUGGACUUUAAAAUGUUGUUUUAGAUAUAAUAUCUGAAGUAAAUAUAAAAGCUGUCAUCAUAAAACAUUCAUAAUUUAAAAAGUGUUUUGGGUAAAUUCUUGAUGCAUGUGCAUAUUUCCCAUGAUAAAUAAGAUGUGCACAUAGUUAAGCCAUCUGGAAACAAUUCUUUUGCAAAUCAAAUUUAGCCUGACAGCUUUUUUUUAAUAAUUUCAAAAUAAAAGUUGAUUUCCAGGAUGUAUUUUCCAUACAAUUGUCAGUUGACGCAAUCCUAUGACUCUAUCAUAAGUCACUGGAAAACAAAGGGUUAUAAUGAAUUCUUAUCCUGUUAACUAACUGUGCCUAUAUAAUUUAAUAUUUUGUCUAAUAUAAAAUUGAUUUUUUUA